AUGCAAUUUCAGCGGAUGACCUCAUCAACUUCACCCGCGGCCGACAGUCGAGGCAUUGAAGCAAGGCCUAAGGGAGCCCAAAUUGCAGACGGAGACAAGCCAUUGACUUGCAUGUUCUUCUUCUUUGCCAGCCAAAUGAAACACAACCUCCAAGCAGCCGAUCCAGACCUGGUACGCCGGGGCCGAAUGCUGGAUCGCCCGACACACAAGCUAAACUCGAUGAUUGACCGGAUAGGCAUGCACGCCUCAUACUCGCCACUUAUCGCAAAAUUCGAGACUUAUCCUGUGGAGAUUCCAGAGCCCAGAGCCGGGCCCCGUCCCAAACAAAGGCUCUCUCGUGAGGAGGCACACGACACGAUCAUGAUGAUCAAAUUUCGUGAUAAGAGGGCUCGAGAGGACUGGAUUGCCACUAAAGAGUGGCAAGAGUUUGUGCAAAGUACCGACUCUGAGAGGGUCUUCCGGCGCAUGCCGCAUGUGCGGUGUGCUAGUAGUCUGCGAGGGUUGAUGGAUCCGGUCGAUAGUUUACUAGCCUGA
Molecule: messenger RNA, 534 nt
Organism: Exophiala mesophila
Lineage: Eukaryota; Fungi; Ascomycota; Eurotiomycetes; Chaetothyriales; Herpotrichiellaceae
Exons: 1
Coding region: 1-534 (177 amino acids)
Source: RefSeq, a predicted model, not a curated record